AUGGAUGAUGUUGGCGUUGACGGGAAACUUUCCAGGAUGCGCCACAGCGUGAAGAACACCGGUGUUCUGACGGGGGCGUCUCGAUGGGAGGAGGAGUCGGCGGCUCGGGAACAGGCUGCCAAUGAUAUGGGUACCGACGGACCCGCACCCACACCAGUACGUCUACAGGAUGAUGCCUGUUGGCAGACACAACAUCGCGUUCCGCCCGAGGUCCAGCCACCACAAAUAGGAAAGAUCUCGAUUCCAGAAUUCAACGAUCUUCAUGAAGUUCAUAAGACCGUGAUCGUUAACAAACCUCAGUCAUACCACAAGGUGAAAUGGAACGAGUUCCCCGAAGAAGUUACACCGGAAAUCGGAGUCGCUCCGAAGGUACACACGCAGGAAUGGACGCCGGUCAAUCAGGAGAACACUGAGCUCCAACGCAGUUUAUACCGCCCAGGUAAAAUCUCAGCUAACUGGCCUCCUCCAGAGAGGGAG
Cooperia oncophora is the source of this 477-nucleotide messenger RNA. The record is from the annotation of a GenBank genome assembly. Lineage: Eukaryota; Metazoa; Nematoda; Chromadorea; Rhabditida; Trichostrongylidae.